ACGUUUCUUUUUCCCGGGCGGCAGCUAGAGCAGACGGCGGAUGAGUUUUGGGCCUGAGAGGCCCCCGUUGAGAGGCGUGGCAACGCAGCCGAGAUCUGACAGGCCCAGUUCACGUGCAGGCGGCGGCGGAUCAUAUUCCUCCAUUUACCAUGCCUCUGCCGGGAACUCUGAACCUCAAUAACGAGUCCAUUCUCGUCAGAUAUUUGUUCUCACCACCGUCACUUCCAUAUAGUGCUAAUGUCAACAAAAUACUAUUUCUACCACUUACCGCCUUCUGGUUUCUGCCUCUAUCUAAUGAAGUAAUAUCAACCGAAGUCUUAAAGUAAGCUGGAAACGUAAGGAUCGAGUUGUGAAGAUGAGAAAAGAAGUGAAGAGAAUUCGAGUUUUGGUUAUCCGAAAACUUGUCAGGAGUGUUGGCAGACUGAAGUCAAAAAAGGGUACUGAAGAUGCACUGUUAAAAAACCAAAGACGGGCACAACGAUUGCUUGAAGAAAUCCAUGCUAUGAAGGAAUUGAAACCUGAUAUAGUAACUAAAUCUGCUCUUGGUGAUGAUAUCAACUUUGAAGAAAUCUGCAAAAAGCCAGAUUCUACUGCAACUGAAAGAGCAAUUGCCAGACUAGCAGUACAUCCUCUUCUGAAGAAAAAGAUAGAUGUCCUAAAAGCUGCUGUCCAAGCCUUUAAGGAUGCAAGACAAAAUGUUGCUGAAGUUGAGUCAUCAAAGAAUGCUUCAGAGGACAAUCAUUCUAAGAAUACUUUGUAUUCAAAUGAUAAUGGAAAUAACUCACAGCAUGAAGGAAUUAUUAUCAGUGAGCAAAAAGUGAAAGAAACCAAAAUACUGGCAAAGAAACCAACACAUAAUUCAAAAGAAAAAAUAACCAAGGUAGAACAUGGAGCUAAAGCUGUGACUAUUCUAAAUUCUCCGUCAAAGCCUUCAGAAAAGGAUUCUGUAGUUUCCCGAGAGUCCCGGAAGACACCUGCUGACCCAAAACUGAAAACACUAAGUCAAACCAAAAAAAGCAAAGGAUCUGAUAGCUCACUCUGUGGUAACAGUGAUGGCGGAAAAGAAUCAUGUGAAGAGGAGAAGGAGUAUUUUGAUGAUAGCACAGAAGAAAGAUUUUACAAACAGUCUUCCAUGUCUGAAGAUAGUGAUAGUGGUGACGACUUUUUCAUUGGUAAAGUCAGACGGACACGAAAGAAGGAAAGUAGUUGUCAUUCUUCAGUUAAGGAACAAAAGCCACUUGAAAAAGCAUUACUUAAAGAAGAUACAGGUGAAACUCAAGGGGAUACAAGAAAUGACACAACCAAGCCAGAUACGGAAACCAGAAAGUUGGAAUCAGUGUUUUUCCACUCUUUAUCUGGAUCUAAAAGCUCUAGAAGAAAUUGCAAAGAACAGGCUCCAAAAACCAGAUCCAUAGAUUUUCCACAGAAUGAAACUCAGAUCAAGAAUCAUUUUAAUAAGAAACUACAAAGAAAACUUGAAAAUACGAAACAGCAAUUGCCGCUGCCUCUUCAUCCUUCAUGGGAAGCAAGCAGAAGGCGAAAAGAACAGCAGUCUAACAUUGCUGUGUUUCAGGGGAAGAAAAUUACAUUUGAUGAUUGAUUAGUGCCUCUUCUGUGAAUUUUUCCAUCUUAAAAAAAAAAAAAUUUAAGAUAGGGUUUCACUCUGUUGCCCAGGCCAGAGUACAGUAGUACAGUCACAGCUCACUGCAGCCUCAAACUCCUGGCAUCAAGUGAUCCUCCUACCUCUGCCUCCCAAAGGGCUGAGACUGCAGGUUAAUGCACCACCAUGCCUGGCUUCAUCAGCCCCUGCCCGGCAGCUAUUACUUAAACUCAUAUUUGAAUAAGUCUCUUGGGAGGAAUUAUAGAAUGUUUUUGUAUUUCCUUUUUUAAGUAAAUUCAAGUUAUGUUUACAUAGACCUUUCACAAAUCCAAUAUGUACUUAAGUUGAUUUUUAAUAAUAUCCCUCAGACUGUUUCCCUUAUUCAGUAAUUUGGGGAUUAUAGUGGUCUCAUAUUUUCUCAUUAGUGCUUAUCAUGACAUGCGCUUUACUGGUUCAGCUCUGUUGUGUCCUUAAAAAUAAAUGUCAAUAUGUAUUUUUAAAUAAUAAUGGGAACAGGAAAUCAUAGCUGUUUAAACCAGAUCACCCUUGUUAAAAAUCAUUCUUGUUAGCAAACUAGUAACUUUUAUUAUGGAUGUACAGAUAAUUAAAUAAAUAUUAAUUUUAUUAUACUUUCAAGUACUUAUGAUCAUGUACUUUUUGAUUCUAAAAUAGUUGUCUAGAACAAUUUGGGGAUUCUUAAUUAUAUUUUAGUUACUUAAGUAAAUUAUUUAAAUGUAGCAAUACAACCAAUAAUUUGUUUUAUGUUUCACUGCAUAUAAAUAUUUUCAUUGAAUCAAGAAUAUUAUCUAGUUAUUUGACUAUAUAGUCUUAUUUCAGAAUUUUUGAGGAAUCAUAGAUUCUAAUUCUCAACAAAUUCUGAAGGUGGUAGGAUUAAAAAGAACAUUUUCACUGAUGCUAAGCCAAGAACUAUAAGAUGACUCACUGAGGAAAGGACUGCAUUAUACAUCACAGUACUGCUAUUUAAAAGGAGAAUAGAAUUUUUUUAAUCUCUUCCAAUGUUUCACUUCUGCUGGGAAAAAUUUUAAGGUUCUUGAUAAACUUAAUAAUGCUAAUCUAUGUUUCUUGCACAUUAGUGCCUUUAAUGGCAGAGAAGGCCAUAUGGUUAACAUGUAUUCACAAACUCUCAAGAGUCAUUUCUACUUAUUUCAAGAACUUAGAUAACUCAGUUGGGUGUGGUGACUCAUGCCUGAAAUCUCAGUACUUUGGGAGGCUAAGGCAGGCAGAUCGCUAGAGGCCAGGAGUUCAAGACCAGCCUGGCCAAUAUGGUGAAACCUCGUCUCUACUAAAAAUAUAAAAAAUUAGCCAGGUGUGGUGGUGAGCACCUGUAAUUCCAGCUACUCGGAAGGCUGAGGCAUGAGAAUCACUUGAACUUGGGAGGCAGAGAUUGCAGUGAGCCGAGAUCACACCAUUGCACUCCGGCCUGGAUGAUACAGUGAGACUCUGUCUAAAAAAAAAAAAAAAAAGAACUUAGAUAAAUAGAAUGAUGGAAUUCAAAAGAUUAUGCAGAGAGAAAAUUAUGUUUGCUGUGUUGAAUGCAUAAAUUGUUUUUGUACUUCUUUCUUUUAAAUUUUAUUUUGAUAUAAUUUCAGACUGACAAAAAAAGUAACAGGAAAAUGUCUCUGUAUCUACCCAGAGUUUGCCAGACUGUCAAGUUGGGGUCACUAUCCUUCACACUGCUAAGUCUGUCCAAGACUUUUUACCCCAACUGGAAGGAGUUAGGGUCCAAGUAAAAACUUAAGAGGGAAGAGAGUUAAAUGUGUUAGUUGUUAGCUAUUAGAUUUUGUUAUAAGUACUGUUGGACUUUGUUCUGAGAUGCAAUGAAGUUACUUAGAAUCAGAUUGGUCAUUUUGAAGUUUGUGCUGUUAGAAUGUGUCUAGAAAAAUCAUUAGUCUAGGUCAUUGGCUCUCAAUUUGGAGCAAUUUUCAACCCCCCCCAGGGAACAUUUGGCAACAUCAUCUGGAAAUAUUUCAAAUAGUCAAGGGUGAGGGGUGGGAGGUGGCUACAUCUAGCAGAUACAGGCCAAGGAUGCUGCUAAACUGUCUGUAAUAUAUAUACACAAAGAAUUUUAUAGCCCAAAAUGCUAACAGUGCUAAAGUUGAGAAACCCUGGUCUAGGGUUCAUCGACUAGGUUCAAUGACUUCAGUACGAGGCAUUACUCUACCUGAUACUUUACCUUUUAGGAAAUCGUUUUGCAGUGGCUGGUCAGAACACAAACUAUACUUGGGCUUGUGUAAGGCAUAGUUCCACUAACUCCUUUCUAGUAUUUCGUUUUUUUUCCUGGCCUUAGUGUAUUCUUUGUACAUCAUGCACAGGUUGUUCUCCUGAAGACUUGAAAGAACCCUUCUACAGAUCUUUGGAGCACUUUUUCUGUGUAUUUCCUUCCUCUAGUAUUUUGCCUCACAAAUUCUAAUCACAUUGGCCUUUCUGAACUCUGAAGUCUGUCUCUAAUGUCAAUAAGGCCACUGAGCUCUUUGGGGUUCUCUCUGCACUACAGUCUAGAAACUUCAGGCAGUGAGCUGGCGUACUUGCAGCACUCAACUCAUUUGUUUUUCUUCUGUCACGUAUAGUUAUCCUUUGCCACCUGUUGUCCACUUUCUGAAAACUGUUGUUUGGUAUACGUUGUCCAGUUUUCUAGUUUAAUAUAGAAGGGAAAAUCUAGUCCCUACUAUUCUUUAAUGGUCAAAAUAUAAGUCCUUCAUUAUUUAUUUUGAUGCUCAAAUUCUACUUAAUUUGGCCAGUGGGAGCCAUGUCCUUUUGACAUGUAAGUCCUUUCUCUAAUAGUGAGAAAAUAGAUUACCAUUAUCAAAGAUAUAUUUACAUAUUUUGAAAGUUCAACCCUAGCAUACAUACAUAAGUUAGUUUCAGAGUUGCUAAGUGAUAGCUCUGUAUAAAAGAAGCCUACUAGCCAAAGGGUUCAAUAUUUGUUUAGAGCUCUUUAAAAGUUAUCUGGGGUAAUAACAGUGAAAAUGGCAGAGUACGAACAUCCAAAAAUAAUUCUGUCUCUAAAAGCAAUAAGAAAAUUGUCCAAACUAUCAGAAUCAACUUUUUCAGAACUCUAGAAUUAACCAAACGCUUGCAGCAAUUUAAGAAGUAUUUACUAAAGAAAAAAUAAAUCUUGAAUCUUGAAUUAAAUCUUGAUAAGAAUAGGGAUCAUUGUGAAACCUAGCUCUAUUCUAAUCUCCUGUUUCCUAGAUUCAUGGUAGUUGUGAAAACCAACAGCCCAUGAUCAUAGCGCAAAACAGCAGCCUGGCAGCCACUGGAAGAAGUUCAAAGCAGGGUUGGAGUUUCUUAGGUUGGACAUUCCAUGAGAACUAUCGUUAUUUGACCUGUCUGAUGGUUCACUGGAAAACUUGACUUGCUGUCUUUGUUUCACCUGAGUUAGAGCUUACCCAAUGAGAUUAGCUUUUUCCCAGAGAUUGUUUUCAGAAACAAUUAGAAGCAUUUAAAAAAAAAAAAAAAACACACACACGCACAUCAAGACUAUCUUAGGCAGUGAGUAACAGUUGGGGUAAACAGUAAGUUAACCAAAAAGUAGGUUAAAAUAGCAUCGUUCUUGUCUUUUUUGAAUAAGUCUGAAGUCUGGGCUUCCUCGGGGAACUUCUGUUGCUUUUUUUCUAUUAUUCUUUUUUUAACCAAAGUAACAACACUACUAAGCUUAAUGAAUCAGAAAUUUCAAUGACCAUAUACAAUAAAGAAUAUAGACUUUACACAUAAAUAGAUCAGAAAGGUCACUAAACAACUAAAAGAUAGGGACUUUAAUAAGUUAUGACAUUUUUUUAGAAUCAAGGAGAUUAUGUAUGUGCAUAAAGCUGUGUACAUGGUCAGGAAAAGCUGGGAAGGCCCUAAACUCUCGCCAGUGGCUGACCUUGAGGCAGUGCAUAAGUAAGAGAAGGCUAAGGAAAAGCUGUUAACUUGGGGCGAAGUAGUAAAGGUGUGCCCCAACACACAGAGUCCCCAGUACAAAGAGAAGUAUUGAUUCCAGGCAUUUAGGGAAAUCUCUGUCGUUAUUAGCACACUACUAAGCAUAUUAAUCAGAUAUUUCAUACACAACAAAGAAUACAGACUUUACACAUAAGUAGUCAGAAAGUUCACUAAACACCAAAAUAUAGCAACAAGAGCAAAACCUGGUGAGGGAAGGGAAUCUGAUUUACAGAGUUGUAACAUUAUGUUACUUAAAAUGUCCAAUUUUAAACAAAAAAUUAUCAGACAUGCACAAAAACAAGCAAGAAUGGUUCAUGCACUGAUAGGGGGAAAAUAUGAAUAGAAACUCCCUGAGGAAGCCCAAACUUCAGACUCAAAAAAGACAUUGAAGACACUAUUUUAAAUAUGUUCAACCAAAGUACACUAUGCCUAAAGAGCUAAAAGGAAGUCUGAGAACAAUGUCUCACCUAAUAGAGAACAUCAAUAAUCAGAUAGAAAUUAUGAAGAAAAGCCCAAAACUAAAGAACAGAUGCUCAGAUCUGUGGGACGCUAUCAGAUGUACCAACAUAGGCAUGAUGAAAGUCUCAUGUCACCCAGAAUUUUCACCUAUAGCCGUAAGUGUCCAAGAGAAUUGAAAACAUGUUCACAUAAAAACUUGAAUGUGAAUGUUCAUAGUGGCAUAAUAGCUUAAAAAAGAAAAAGAAGCAACCCAAACAUCCAUCAUCUGAUGAUGAGUAAACUGUGAUUUAUACAUACAAUGGACUGAGAUUUGGGCAUAAAAAGGAAAGAACUGUUGAUACACACUACAACAUGGAUGGAUGAACCUUGAGAAUAUAAUGCUAACUGAAAGAAGCCAAACACACAGUACGGUUCCGCUUACAUGCAAUGUCCAAAAUAAGUAAAUCCAUAGAGAACGAAAAUAGAUUAGUGAUUACCAGGAGCUGGGAGAGGAAAGAAGAGUGAGUGCCUGCUAAUGGGUCUGACAUUUAUUUUUAGAAAGAUGAACGCAUUCUGGAAUUGAAUAGUGUUGAUUGCACACCUUUGUGAACAUACAAGAUCCACUGAACUACACUUUAAAAGGGUAAAUAUUAUGUGAAUCAUAUCUCAAUUUAAAAAAUAAUAUAAAGUUACCUGGGUGAAUAGAGACUCUUCUCCUCCCUUCAGUAUAUGUAGUACUUCAUUUGAAAUGUAGUGAAGUUUAUAUAGUUCUGACAGUAUUUUAUUUUAAUGAUUUUUCCUCCAUCCAUGGUAGUUUUGGUUUUUUCCUUUUAUGUAUGUGAAACAGCAACACUGUUCCUGAAGUCAGAGCUACACAAAAUACUAUACUCAGAGAAUUAGCAACUCUCCCCUUUCCCAUUGUUUGUUCUUUCCACCUCAUUCCCGUCCAUCCCCUAUAGAUAAUAAAUUUCAUUAAUCCCUGGUAAAUUCUUCCUAUGUUCCUGUUUGCACAGAGGAACAAAUAUAUGUCUAUUUUCUUACCUCCUGUUCUUUCUUAUGCAAAAAUUAGCAUUCCCUAAAUAAUUACAUGAACUUUGCCUUUUUCAUUUAAAAUACACCCUGGCAAUCACUGCAGAUUUGUUCAUACAGAUCUUCCUCAUUUAAAAAAUUGUCUUAUAUUACUCCACUGGGUAAACGUAUAAGAAUUUACUAAACCACUCUUCUAUCUAUGGGCAUAUGGAUUAUUUUCCAUGUUUUGCAAUUACAGUGUUUCAAGGGAAAUAUGAAAAAUCGGUAUGUAUUUCAUGUUAUUGCAGGUAUAUUUUCAGAGUAAAUUUCUGGAAGUGGUAAUGUUGUGUCAGAAUGUAAAUGCAUAUGUAGUUUUGGU
Molecule: messenger RNA, 7367 nt
Organism: Sapajus apella (tufted capuchin)
Lineage: Eukaryota; Metazoa; Chordata; Mammalia; Primates; Cebidae
Gene: SRFBP1
Product: serum response factor binding protein 1
Exons: 9
Coding region: 356-1600 (414 amino acids)
Biological process (GO): maturation of SSU-rRNA
Cellular component (GO): 90S preribosome; nucleus
Source: RefSeq, a predicted model, not a curated record